Molecule: messenger RNA, 966 nt
Organism: Tinamus guttatus (white-throated tinamou)
Lineage: Eukaryota; Metazoa; Chordata; Aves; Tinamiformes; Tinamidae
Source: RefSeq, a predicted model, not a curated record
AACUGUAUGUUUCCAAUCUUUAGAAAUGAGUUGCACAAUUGAGAAAGCCCUAGCAGAUGCCAAGGCGCUGGUGGAGCGGCUCAGGGAACAUGACAACGCUGCAGAAGCUCUUAUUGAACAGACUACAGCUCUUAACAAGCGCGUGGAAGCAAUGAAACAGUACCAAGAAGAAAUUCAAGAGCUUAAUGAAGUAGCAAGACAUCGUCCUCGGUCUACCCUAGUGAUGGGUAUCCAGCAGGAAAACAGACAGAUUAGGGAACUGCAACAGGAGAAUAAAGAACUACGCACAUCUCUUGAAGAACAUCAGUCUGCUUUGGAACUCAUAAUGAGCAAGUACAGGGAACAGAUGUUUAGGUUGCUCAUGGCGAGCAAGAAGGAUGAUCCCAGCGUUAUAAUGAAGUUGAAGGAGCAACAUUCCAAGGAAUUGCAAGUGCACGUGGACCAAAUCACAGAAAUGGCAGCAGUCAUGAGAAAAGCCAUUGAAAUUGAUGAGAAGCAUGGCUGUAAGGAGCAGGAGCGUAUCAUUCAGCUUGAACAAGAAAACAAAGGCUUAAGAGAAAUUCUUCAGAUAACUAGAGAAUCAUUCCUGAACCUCAAGAAAGAAGAUGCAUCAGAAAGCACAUCUCUGUCAGGAUUAGUAACAAGCAGUGAUCUGAGCCUGAGGAAAAGCUAAGGACUAUGCAAGUCAGGCAGCUUCAAUUGCACACUUUACCAAUGGAGUAUCAGGGGUCACUUGUCAAGCACUUGUUACUGAAUAGGGCACCAGCAAACUGAAGCAUCUUAAAAAUCAGUUUAGUGCGUUUUAUUCUGCGUGAAAUAAAUUGAAAUUGGUAUUCUACAAAAAAAAACUUAGCGAUAGGUUAAUUGCCAUAGAACUAACUUCAGUAGGAAAUGGUUUAAUGCACCUACUGAAUGGGGAAUUAUUUUUAUAUGAAGUCGUUUAACUGAUAAACGCCAGGAUUUCAC